Drosophila elegans is the source of this 463-nucleotide messenger RNA. RefSeq names its product 39S ribosomal protein L42, mitochondrial (gene mRpL42). The transcript has a single exon. The record is from RefSeq and is a predicted model, not a curated record. Lineage: Eukaryota; Metazoa; Arthropoda; Insecta; Diptera; Drosophilidae. Gene Ontology annotation, cellular component: mitochondrial large ribosomal subunit. Bases 38 to 412 code for a protein of 124 amino acids.
AGUUAUCGGUGCGUGUGUGUCAUCUCUAAACGUAAAAAUGUCAGCGGCACGUUUAUACGGAGGUUUUCGUUUAUUUUCCUCGAGUGCCGUGCAGCGCAAUGCCGUGGGUGGCAAGAGUCUGGUGGAAGCCGUGGCGGUGACCCGGAGUGGACGCACAAUCGUUGCCUGGCACCCGGACUCACCCGUUCCCUAUGAGAACACUCAGCCGCUUCCGCAGAUCGCCGAAGUUCAGAGCUCAUUGGUGGUCAAGGAAUCGGCGCUGAAAACGGCGAUGCGGGCCUUCAAGAGCAAGUCCCCGGAGGUGGCCCGCCAGGAGCUGAUGCAGCUGACCCACACGACCAAGCACCGCUGGUUUCCCCGCGCACGCGACAGGAAGGCCAAGCAGACGCCGAUGGACCGACCGUACCUGUAAUUCUCCACCCAGGGCAUUGCAUAAUAUACAAAUAAAUUCGUUCUCGUUUAA